AUGACGCGCCGCCCCGUGUGCGUGCAUCCGCGCGCGUCGCUCAAGGCGGCGGCGAAGCUGAUGGCGGCGUGCGCGGUCAGCGGAGUUCCCGUGGUGGAGCCAUACGACGACGACGAGGGCGCGGGCGCGGACGGCGCGGGGCGCCUCGUGGGCGUGCUGUCGCAGCGCGACGUGCUGUGGAAAGAGACUGUGCCGACCUCAGAAUUCCGCAUCUCCCCGUCUCCCCCUCUCUCCCCGCUUGGCCCCCUCCUACGACUCGCGGACGAUCUGAUGGGCGAGCCGUACGAGGGCCCCAUGAGCCCGUCGCUGCGCGCGCAGCUGGGCAAGAUCCGCAGCCGCACCGUGGCGCACGCCAUGACUGCUCCCGCGCUCUGCGUGGAGGCCGGCGCGCUGCUGUCAGACGCCGCCACCAUCAUGAUCAACCGCAAUCUCCAGUCCAGGAAUUUCCUACUUUCAUCUCCAACUUACGCUCAUCCGCACGUUGUCCCUCUCUUCUCCUACCCCUAUGCUGUGCUGCAGGUGGCUCGACUGCCCGUAGUAGCUCCCAGGGAGGCAGGCAAGCCGGGAAUGACAGUGGUGGGGAUUCUCACAGUAGCCGACAUUCUCCACCACACUCUGCUCUCGCUCUGA
Closterium sp. Naga37s-1 is the source of this 630-nucleotide messenger RNA. Lineage: Eukaryota; Viridiplantae; Streptophyta; Zygnematophyceae; Desmidiales; Closteriaceae. The record is from the annotation of a GenBank genome assembly.